CAUUACCGUCAAACAUUAGAGAAAUUGGCAUGGAUAUCCUCGUUAUAGCUGGUUCAGUCAUGGCAUUUGCCCUGCUUGUUUACAUUAUAAUGCCCACUCUUUCAAUGCCAAAGCCCAAUCUCCCUCCAGGAAGGUUUGGGUGGCCUCUAGUAGGAGAAAUGCCUCAGCUUCUAGCCUCCAUAUGGGCUAAAGGCUUCGAGAGCUUUCUAGAGGAUAGAAAUAAGAGAUUUGGAAAUAUCUUCAAGUUAUCUGUGUUUGGACGCUCUGUGGCCAUUUUGUACAGUGCUCAAGGCAAUCGAUUUCUUUUCAAUACAGAUCAUGUCCAAAACUAUUAUCCUCACUCUGUUAUGAACAUGUUUGGGAGUUCAUUACUUAGCAAGACGGGUGAUGAAGCCAGACAAGUUAGAAAGAUGCUCAUGACGUUCUUAAAGGCGCAAGCCAUGCAAAAAUUCGUAGGCACAGUGGAUUGUAUUGUGAGUGAAGAGGUGAAAAGUUACUGGAGUGGAAAGCAGCAAGUGGAGGCUUUUCAUCUCAUCAAGCAUGGUAUGUUUGCAGUGGCUUGCAGUUUGUUUGUAAGUAUGAGGGAUGAAGUGCAACAAAGAGAAUUGUAUAUCCUUUUCAAACGUGUAGUAGAAGGAAUUGUGCAGAUCCCUUUGGAUUUCCCUGGAACGCCAUACCACAGAGGAUUAGCCGCUAGAAAGCAAAUCCACAAAGUACUGCAGAAGGUCAUUGAUAAGAGGAGGGAGGAUCUGUUAAAUGGGUCCGCUUCAAUGGAGCAGGACCUCUUGUCCUUCCUUCUCUGUAAUGCUGAUGACCAUGGGCAGAUAAUGGCGGAUCAUGAAAUUAUAGAUAACAUGAUGGUGCUUUUGGUGGGCGGCCACGACACCAACGUUGUCACCCUAACUUUUCUACUUAGAAAUCUGGCUCUCCAUCCUCACUGCUACACCCAAGUGCUCCAAGAACAUUUGCAGAUCAUGAGAGAGAUGGAGGGGAGGCAGGAGCUGAAAUGGGAUGACGUACAUAAGAUGAAGUAUUCAUGGAGAGCGGCACAGGAGACGCUGAGAUUGCAACCUGCAGCUGCAGGCUCAUUACGGAUGUCCUCCGAAGACAUCUCUUACGAUGGAUUCCUCAUUCCCAAAGGUUGGAAGUUAGCUUGGGCAGCAUAUUCAACACAUAAGAAAGCAGAGUAUUUCCCUGAUCCAGAGAAAUUUGAUCCAGGGAGGUUCGAAGGAAGUGGGCCAGAACCGUAUACAUUUGUGCCGUUUGGAGGGGGCCGUCGAAUGUGCCCGGGCAAUGAAUAUGCACGGAUGAUAAUUCUGGUGUUUCUUCACAACAUAGUCAAAAAUUUUACUUGGGAAUUGAUGGACGCAAAUGAGAAUAUCUCUGCUAAUCCGCUUCCUAUUCCUGAGCAAGGAAUGCCUCUUCGACUGUUUCCACGCUCUCAGGACCCUAAUGUUUAAGCAAUGAUCCAUCGUGGUGGGGGUUUAAUCAUAUUAGCUAGAAAUAAGCCUACAAAGGUUGGCACUCAAGGAGCUUAGAUAUUAUAGCCAGAUGUUAUUAGACCCUAUCAUGUAUUAUAGCAAUCAAUAUUUGCAAGAGUGUUUUAUAAAAUGUAUUAUUUUGAAUAAAUUAAUAUUAAUAGAAAUAAUCUUUAAUG
Molecule: messenger RNA, 1657 nt
Organism: Cryptomeria japonica (Japanese cedar)
Lineage: Eukaryota; Viridiplantae; Streptophyta; Pinopsida; Cupressales; Cupressaceae
Product: cytochrome P450 716B1
Exons: 3
Coding region: 30-1460 (476 amino acids)
Biological process (GO): sterol metabolic process
Molecular function (GO): iron ion binding; heme binding; monooxygenase activity
Source: RefSeq, a predicted model, not a curated record